GUUCCUGCUGUGAAAAAAAAAGUGCAGGAACUCAGUUCCCACGUGUUUCUGCAGGAUUUGAGCCCUGAUGGCCACCUUAACUAUUGGACAUGUUCACCAUCUAUUAGAAGUAGGUGAUCGAUCCACCCCAUUAGAGCGUCACCAUCUUCACCCAUUGUCUAUGGCCCCGCCCACCAUCAAUCUGCCCAAUUAUAAACAAUGUCAUUAGAAUUUAGAAAAGGGGCAUCGAACCUUAGGAUUGACUCACAUGUUAUUCUCUCUCUCUCUAUUCUUCCCAUUUCACAAUGUCAGGAGGCUGUAUUGUUCUCAUCGGGAUGACUGACAGGAAGUUCAGAAAGAUCCCUGCCCCCACCAUCACCGCUGUGACAUCACAUAUUACCGACCAUGAGACCCUCAGAACACAGCAGAAAAUGGUGAAGGAAACGGCGUAUUACGACAUUCUUGGCGUCUCUCCGGCUGCGUCCUCCGAAGAGAUAAAGAGGGCGUUCAGGCGUCUGGCCUUGAAGUAUCACCCGGACAAGAACCCCAAUGCCGGUGAAAAGUUCAAGCAGAUCUCUAAAGCCUACGAGACCCUGUCGGAUUCCCGCAAGAGAGACCUGUACAACCGCGGAGGAGAGUCGGCGCUGAGAGACGGGCGCUGCGACAGGAGGGGGCGCCACACCUCGCCCAUGGAUAUAUUCAACAUCAUCUUUGGUGGCAGCCCUAGCGGUCAGUCCCAAGGAGACCGGAGAGGGAAGACGGUCACCCACUAUCUCCCAAUCGCCUUGGAGGAUCUGUACAACGGGGCCACGAGGAAACUCUCCCUCCAGAAGAACGUCAUCUGCCCCAAGUGUAAAGGCUCCGGAGCGCGGCAUGGGGGAGAGGUCCAGUGCCCCAAAUGUCAUGGCAGCGGCAUGGAAACACACAUCUUUGGGCAUAUGCCAGGAAUCAUGCACUCCCUGCAGACCACGUGCUCAGAGUGCCACGGGGUGGGCGAGCGCAUCCGCUCCCAAGAUCGCUGCCGGGGCUGCAAUGGCAGGAGGGUGGUGCGGGAGAAGAAGAUCCUGACCGUGCACGUGGACAAAGGAAUAAAGAACAGACAUAGGAUGACCUUUCGCGGGGAAGGAGAUCAGUCCCCAGGACUUCACCCCGGAGAUAUCAUCAUCGUCCUGAAGCAGAAGGAACACCCCGUAUUCCAGAGGAAGGGCGACGAUCUGAUCAUGAAGAUGGAGAUCGGGCUGGCGGACGCCCUGUGUGCCUGCAGGCAGAAGGUCCAGACGCUGGAUGGGAGGACCAUCCUCAUCACGUCCACGCCAGGUAAAGUGAUCAGACCCGGUGACGUCAUGUGUAUCCCAAAAGAAGGAAUGCCCGUGUAUAGAGACCCAUUCGAGAAGGGGAAUCUCCUCAUUCAUUUCCAGGUAAAGUUCCCCGAUCCUGGCUGGCUUCCUAUAGACAACCUGAAACAGCUACAAGAACUAUUCCCGUCUCGAUCUCAGCCGGCCCUGCCAGGAGACACUGAGGUGGUCACCCUGUCAAACUACGACCCUCACCAAGACCAAAGCCAUCGGGGCAGAAAAGAAGCCUAUGAGGAGGACAGAGAUGAUGAGUCUUACCACCGUUUGAUGCAGUGCCAGACCUCCUAGUCCUCUGCCCGGGAUCAACUUCAUGGGAUCUGUCCAGAAACCCAACAAUAAGAUUGUCUUGAGAUGGUGUGGCGGAGCAUUUCUGCUUGUAGCCGCGAGCGCUGCUUCCUUAAACGUUACACGCUGGUGCAGUGUCCCAGUACAGAUCAUGACACCUGGAACGUGUUGGUUGUUGGAUAGCUGCACUGCGUUUUCUACGUUGUUACACGCAUCUUCUCCGGGAGACCAAAGGCUUUAGCCCAGCUUGCCCUUCUCUGGAAGUGUCCAGCGUUCAGAUGGUGCUACCUACUCGAGGACCAUGACCAGAAGUAGUCAUGAGAUGUUGCCUGUAAAUAGAUUAAAGGGGUACUCCACUGGCCGGCGUGGCACUAAACGUUCCGAACACUUUUUUUCACACUGUGGCAGGUUGGCCACGCCCCUUGUGAUG
Messenger RNA from Hyla sarda, 2049 nucleotides. Its product is annotated as dnaJ homolog subfamily A member 1-like. Lineage: Eukaryota; Metazoa; Chordata; Amphibia; Anura; Hylidae. Gene Ontology annotation, molecular function: Hsp70 protein binding; ATP binding. The transcript has 8 exons. The record is from RefSeq and is a predicted model, not a curated record. Gene Ontology annotation, biological process: protein refolding; response to heat. Gene Ontology annotation, cellular component: cytoplasm; cytosol. Bases 285 to 1622 code for a protein of 445 amino acids.